Molecule: messenger RNA, 1850 nt
Organism: Lates calcarifer (barramundi perch)
Lineage: Eukaryota; Metazoa; Chordata; Actinopteri; Centropomidae
Product: glucagon receptor
Exons: 13
Coding region: 27-1322 (431 amino acids)
Biological process (GO): adenylate cyclase-modulating G protein-coupled receptor signaling pathway; cell surface receptor signaling pathway
Cellular component (GO): plasma membrane
Molecular function (GO): peptide hormone binding; glucagon receptor activity
Source: RefSeq, a predicted model, not a curated record
CAAUAAGGAAGAACAAGUCUGCAGUGAUGGACAGAAUACAAGACAUAAUGGCUUUGAUCUGCCUGUUAUUUCUCAAACUGCCAAAGUUUGAGAUGACGAGUGGAAACGUCUUAGAGGAGACUUAUCAGAAAUGGGUUCAGUAUAAAGAGGACUGUGUGAAAAUGAUAGAAAAUGAUCCACUGCCGCAAGUGGGCUUGUUCUGUAACAGGACGUUUGACAGAUAUGCCUGCUGGCCAGAUGCUCCUGCUAGCUCAAUGGUCAACAUUUCAUGCCCUUUCUACCUGCCCUGGUAUGACAAAGUGUCCCAGGGAGUUGUGCGUCGUCGGUGUGGCUCUGAUGGCUUCUGGGAGAGGGAGGACAGUGGCCAGGUCUGGAGGGACAUGACCCAGUGUGAAGAGGAAAAGGAGGUUGCAUCUCAGGAGCUGUGGUUCAAACAACUGAUGGUGGGCUUCAGGAUGUUGUACACUGUCGGCUAUUCCUUGUCCCUCUUCACACUCAUAAUGGCUCUUAUCAUUCUUCUGAGCAUCAGGAAACUACAUUGCACCAGGAACUACAUUCAUGCCAAUCUUUUCCUCUCCUUCAUCCUGAGAGCUGUAUCUGUCAUUCUUAAGGAUACCAUGCUGGAACGCCACUGGGGACGAGAAAUCAUGAAACAGGCAGACGUGAGUGAGAUGCUCAGUCACCAGGCUGCUAUUGGCUGCCGGAUAGCACAGGUGAUGAUGCAGUACUGCGUCCUUGCCAAUCACUAUUGGUUCUUUGGAGAGGCAAUAUAUUUGUAUUCUGUGCUCAUAGCCUCAGUGUUCAUCGACAACAACAAAUACUUGCCUUACAUCUGUCUUGGCUGGGGAACGCCACUUCUAUUUGUGGUUCCCUGGGUAGUGAUGAAGCUACUGAAAGAAAACAAAGAAUGUUGGGCUCUCAAUGAGAACAUGAACUACUGGUGGAUCAUUCGUUUCCCAAUUCUUUUUGCUUCACUUAUCAACUUUCUGAUUUUCAUGAAGAUCCUGAAGGUAGUUCUCUCCAAAUUACGAGCCAGCAACCAGAGCGGAUACCCUGAUUACAAACUUCGGCUUGCCAAGGCAACCCUCACCCUCAUUCCUCUGUUUGGGAUUCAUGAGAUCAUAUUCAUCUUUGCCACAGAUGAGCAGACAACAGGUGUUCUACGCUACAUUAAAGUUUUCUUCACUCUUUUUCUCAAUUCAUUUCAGGGCUUUCUGGUGGCUGUGCUCUACUGCUAUGCUAAUAAAGAGGUGAGGACAGAGCUGAGGAGGAAGUUACGAAGCUGGAGGAUAGAGGCAGAGAUUGUAUGCUGUGGACAGUGACUAGCCGGGAUUGACUCUCGAGUAGACACUUUCUCCAUUGCCACAGUGCCAGAGCGCAACAGAUCCUCUGCCACGCCGAUGAGGGCAAUGCCUGAUGGCUCACCCACUCCUGACAGUUCACUGCUUUUCAGACGUCAAGUGCAGCCACCUUCCCCGCAACCUGAUGCUUCCCUGCUCCACUGCCCAUCAGUAGUAAAGAGGGAUGACAGCCUGCAGCGCAGGGAUCAGGAUGAGACUGGACAUUCAUCUGUAGCAAUGCAGGUGUCCUUCCUCAUUCAUCUUCAAGACCCUGUGGAGUUACUCCCACAUGUUGUAAAUAUAGAUUCAGAUUGAAUACAUUGUUGCAUUUACUGUAAAUUAAGAUUAUAUGUGGUUUGUUGUGAAUAUGUAAAACUGUGAAUAAGUAAUUGCUAUUGUGAUAUAAGUUUUAAAACUGUAAAAUUGUGAAUAUUAAAUAUGUGAAUAAGUGAUUGUUAUCAGUUCAGACUUGAGACAUCUUUAAGUAUAAAUUAAAAGGAUAUUUGUUUA